Messenger RNA from Neodiprion fabricii, 961 nucleotides. RefSeq names its product protein KTI12 homolog. The coding region runs from base 124 to 951 and encodes 275 amino acids. The transcript is spliced from 5 exons. NCBI's taxonomy places the organism in Eukaryota, Metazoa, Arthropoda, Insecta, Hymenoptera, Diprionidae. The record is from RefSeq and is a predicted model, not a curated record.
CGCUGUGGGCAUAGAAUCAGCUCAGUCGAUAACAGCGCAAUCCCUUACCGUGCCUAUUACAGGUUAUGGUACGCAUGGUUUGAGGGAGUUUGACGUGAUAACAUCGCAAGUUCGAAAAAAGCGAUGCCGUUGAUAGUGAUGACGGGGAUACCGUCGAGCGGAAAAUCGUCAAGAGCCUUAGAACUGAAAGGAUACUUGGAAAAAAAUCACAGCAAAAAUGUUGAAAUAGUUAGUGAAUUGGACGCAAUAGUGAAGGCUGGUUACGACAAGAAUACUUUCUAUGCAGACUCGCGGAAGGAGAAAAGCAUCCGUGGCGAUCUCAAGUCUGAGGUGCAAAGGCGACUGAAUCCAAAUGACACUUUAAUUCUGGAUGGUAGUAACUACAUAAAGGGAUAUCGAUAUGAAUUGCACUGUAUGUCGAAACUUUACAAAACCCCUCAGUGCACUAUCCACUGUGAAAUCCCUGCUGAGCACGCUUGGAUGUUGAACGAUCGUCGAGACGAGGAGCAUAAAUAUACUAGAGAAAUAUUUGAUGCUCUGGUAGCUAGGUACGAGGCACCGGAUAGCAGAAAUCGCUGGGAUUCUCCGUUAUUUGCUGUGUCUCCAGAAGAUGAAUUGAAACACGAGGAAAUUUACGCUGCUCUGUACAAUGUGAAGGCUCCAAAACCAAACAUGAGCACUCAGUGCCCUCCUCUUUCGUCUACCAAUUAUUUGUAUGAAUUGGACAAAGUAACACAGGAAAUUGUUAGCGCUAUUUUAUCAGCAAAGCAAACUCUUGGUAUUGAAAGCAACAUAAAAAUCCCAGGUUACGGAUUGACAGUCAAUCGUUCUGGAACUGGACCACAGUUGACCAGGCUUAGGAGGCAGUUCUUGACCUACAGUAAAAUGCAGCAAAGCGAGCCUAGUCAAAUAGCACCUUUAUUUGUACAAUAUUUGAAUAAAAGUUUGUAGGUAUAUUUUA